Fusarium keratoplasticum is the source of this 522-nucleotide messenger RNA. RefSeq lists its product as uncharacterized. The transcript has a single exon. The coding region runs from base 1 to 522 and encodes 173 amino acids. The record is from RefSeq and is a predicted model, not a curated record. NCBI's taxonomy places the organism in Eukaryota, Fungi, Ascomycota, Sordariomycetes, Hypocreales, Nectriaceae.
AUGCAGUCGGCAAUUAUCUGGCCAAAGAAGUACCUCCCUGGAACGACCGACAACUAUGUGUCCAAUGAAGUCAUCGUGAGGGGUAUAACUGCUACCCAAGUCUGGCAAUUUCUAUCCGACAUCACGAAAUGGGAAUCCUACUAUGGCAACUGCAGCCAAAUCACGCCGCCGUCUUCAGGACCUCUUUUGCAAAAAGGCGACAAAUUCAGCUUUUCGACCUUUGGUUUCCCGCCUCUGCAGUCAGAGGUAUGGGAAUCAGACGCGCCAACUGCGUCCUCGACCGGUCGACUGGCUUGGAGAGCAUGGCAAGAGGGUGAUGAGGACACAGCACUGGAUGUGUAUCACGCCUGGCUUGUCGAAGACUUGGAUUACGGCGCUGUGAGAAUCUUGACUCAAGAGUCUCAGAUUGGAAAGCCGGCGGCGCAGCUUUCAACAGCCAAGCCAAACCCCAUGUUGAAUGGACAUCAGGAUUGGUUGGACAGUUUGGUCAAGUUUACUAAGGAGAAUACCAAGCGGACUUAA